AUGAUAACGCGUCAAACAUCGAAAGUCUUACUGAAAAACACUAUAUAUCUAAUACGACUUAGAGAAGCUACAUAUUUUAUACGUUUGAACACUUUUCUCGUUGAGUCGAGUCAUUCGAGUUCAUUCGCACCCACUUGCUACGUCAUGCCCUUUGAAUGCCGCACAGUAAAUACCGCAAGCAACCGCCAUUUUGUCAAUUCAGUUUGGAAUCGAGCGUUAUACGAUCAAGAAGUCCCCAAAGUCUCAUCCUCAUUAAAAAUGGUUGAUUAUUUUAUUUACGCAGAAGAUUGUUCGGAUUCGAUAAAUAGAGCCGAGUAUUACCACAGCAACAACUUGAAGACUCUUGAACAAUUCAAAUGUGACGUCGAAAGCAUCAAAGAACAAUCAGUUGCCCAAGAGCCUACAAGACAAUUUAAAAUUGUUUAUUUGAACUGGAGCGACGUCUGUUGGGAGGUCAAUGAAGAUAAGGUUGGAAUGAAUAAUUAUACAAAUGGCGACGUGACUGGAUUAUCAAACGUCCAUACUUGUGAACGGAGAGAUCCAAGAUGCCUUAUACGGUACUUUCGAAAAAACUAUAUUGUUUGUGAAAAUGAUCGAAUCAAAUUACUGUACAUCGUCACAAAUGGCAAGAUUAGCCGGGAAAGUAUAGACGAAUGUUUGGAAUUGAAUAAAGAAAUAGAUUAUGAAAUGGUUGUUUUCCAUGCAUUCAAUGAAGACCCGGAAAAAAUCGACCUUUUAGUAGCUGCACCUUUCUUCAAGAGCCGUUGCAUCGUUUAUCACAAUACCGAACUUUGUAACCGUACUCAUAUUUCCAAGGAGUUUGAUUAUGACAAGAUCAGUAGCGACAACUUCGCAGUUGAAAUGCAACAACUUAUGUCUUAUAUUAAAUUGAAGUUCAUCAAUAAAUUCAAACGAGACGCUGAUGUUUGGCGAGAAAUUGAAAAAUUGCAUAACCUAAGAAAUCGAAUGCUUAGAGAAUUGUCAGAAAACACACCAAAAUGUCCAUUCUUUGAACGAAUGGAAGAAAAGGAAAGAAAAAUAUUAUUGCGCACAUUUGACGUAAAUAAGUUCAAGAAUUAUAUGGCUAUGGCAUAUGUGAUGAAGACUGACGUUGAAAAAUAUGUUGCAGCUAUGGUUAACUACAUCAAGAGCAAUAAAAAAUCCUGCUCGCUUGACGUCUUGAAGUUCGAUUCGAAAGUCAACGAGUCUGUUGAAGAAAAGCAGAUCGAUGAUGCUGAUUCUACAGACGAUGAAGAAAGUAAUUUUUUCCUGAUAGUUGAUGAAGAAAUGCAUGGAUACCGGAUAGGUCAAUUUAAGGACUCGAGAUGGAUCAACUAUCAAUACGUGGGGCGCGUGACUUUGAGUUCCAUACUGAUAACAUUGGACAUGAUCUCUGAUAACCCCCCCAUAAUGACCAUGUUUACAGAACUUCCCUCAAUAUCUACUGAAAGCAAAAACUAUGUGCUAUUAAGGAAAAAUCCAGAUUUGACUGAUUACCUCAUGUAUGUUUCUGCGAGAAAAAAGUUUUACGGGGAUUUGGUUACCCUUUUCCCAUCUAAUGUUUUAUUUGAAAUGAAAGACAUGCAUGAGUGUUAUCAGAAGGUAGUGAAAAAAGUUGGAGUCGAAGAAUUCCUUGAGGUAUCCGAGCCUCACUUUAUGCAAAUGAAACGCAUCAAAGAAAAAGAAAGAUCAAUGCAUAGAAAAAGAGAAACAGGAUUCAUUACUAUUUCUUUUAGUAAUUUUACCUUCCGAAGAAAAUGA
Messenger RNA from Cotesia congregata, 1761 nucleotides. The record is from the annotation of a GenBank genome assembly. NCBI's taxonomy places the organism in Eukaryota, Metazoa, Arthropoda, Insecta, Hymenoptera, Braconidae.